Hansenula anomala is the source of this 717-nucleotide messenger RNA. RefSeq names its product ribosome assembly factor MRT4 (gene MRT4). Bases 1 to 717 code for a protein of 238 amino acids. Gene Ontology annotation, biological process: ribosomal large subunit assembly; ribosomal large subunit biogenesis; nuclear-transcribed mRNA catabolic process. The transcript has a single exon. The record is from RefSeq and is a predicted model, not a curated record. NCBI's taxonomy places the organism in Eukaryota, Fungi, Ascomycota, Saccharomycetes, Phaffomycetales, Wickerhamomycetaceae. Gene Ontology annotation, cellular component: nucleolus; preribosome, large subunit precursor. Gene Ontology annotation, molecular function: RNA binding.
AUGCCUAGAUCAAAACGUUCUAAACUGGUGACUUUAGCUCAGACCGAUAAAAAGGGAAAGCAAAACAAAGAAAGAAUCUUUGACGAGAUCAGAGAGGCUCUUGAUCAAUAUAGAUAUGUUUGGUUAUUCUAUCUUGAUGAUGUUAGAACUCCAGUUUUACAAGAUAUAAGAUCUGAUUGGAUUGGGUCCAAAUUAAUCUUGGGGAAACGUCGUGUCUUGGAAAAAGCCCUUGGUGAUACUAAAGAAGAAGAAUAUAAAGAAAAUUUACACAAGUUUUCCAAAUUGGCAAAUGGUGUGAGUGGGUUAUUAUUUACAAAUGAAGAUGUUGAAACUGUUGCUUCUUAUUUCACUGCAUAUUCUAAACAAGAUUAUUGUCGUGCUAAAUCCAAAUCACCAAUUGAUUUCACUAUACCUGAAGGUGUCAUUUAUUCAAGAGGUGGACAAAUACCUGAAGAUGAAGAUGUUGCAAUGUCUCAUUCAUUAGAGGAAACUUUUAGAAAUAAAUUCAAAAUCCCAACAAAGAUCAAAGCUGGUAAAAUCACAAUAAGUGAACCAUAUCAUGUUGUUUCAAAAGGUGAAGUUUUAGAUGUUCGUCAAGCUUUAAUUUUGAAACAAUUUGGUAUUGCAGCAUCUGAAUUUAAAGUUAAGGCAAAGGCAUAUUAUGAUAAUGAAUCAUCAGAAAUCAAAAUUGUUAACAUCAACAUAGAUGAGGAAUAG